AUGCGACCGCCACGCCUUCUCCUGGUCCUCUUCUUCCUUAUCUUCUUCCCUAUCUUCGUUACCUUCUAUUCAGCGCUCUCUUCAUCAUCCCGUGUGGCAACACCUACUACACUUACCAGUCCUGCUUCAGGUUUCCGCGCCCUAUUUUCUUUCAACAUUCCGACCUCCCUGUUUCCACCGUCCGCUAUUAUUAGCCUGACCGAUGACAACUCCACUUUCUUCUUAGCGCGCCCCGCGGCAUUUGGCCCACUACUGCCAGGAAAAGGUCUAAGUGGCCAACUUUGGGUGGGUAGUGGCUUUGGCGAAGGAAGCCUGGCUGCUGGCGUUGAAGGAGAAUUAGGAUGCUCUGAUAUUCCCGGCUGGGGCGAAGGAAAUGGCCACAAGCAGCCAGACACCUCCCCCAGGGGUGCAGAGCAGAAGUCCGGCAAGUCCGGUAGUGGUACAGCGAAAGAGGGGCCUGUGUCACAAAACUCGCGCUCUACAACCCAGUCCGAAGCCUGGCAGAACGAGAAGGGUGAUUCUUCAGAUGUCCCCUCAUCGAGCGAUGGCACGGACGAUCAUCUGCAUCACCCUUUGUCCGAAUCCAGCACUUCAGAGAUUGGGACAACUCAGAAAUACGGAGAUUACGUACAGGUGAAGCAGUCGACCCAUGCGGAUAUUCAAUCUUUACAGGAAACAGCCGAGAUACAGGGCAAAGUCGUUUUGCUGAGCCGUGGUGGUUGCGGGUUCCUUGAAAAGGUCAAAUGGGCCCAACGCCGAGGAGCUGUCGCAUUGAUAGUGGGUGAUGAUACCCGCGGUGGCAGCUUGGUUACCAUGUAUGCGCGAGGCGACACCUCAAAUGUCACGAUUCCGGCGCUGUUCACUUCCCAUACCACUGCCCAUCUCCUUUCGUCAUUGAUCCCAGCACACUCUGGUACCGAUACUGGAUUUGGGGAAGCGUUAAAAUCCCUGCAAGCUCACCUUGCUGGUCAAAUAAACGCAGACAGCCAGAAGGCCACGAAGACUACAGCUGCUCUGGGCAGCUCCACACCAACAUCUACCACUUCCUCUCCAAUGAAGGAACGCCCCGAUUCUGUUAAAAAUCCCAGCGGUGGUUUCUUCAGAACCCUCGGUUCUCUUUUAGGGUUAUGCAACAAGUUUGGUGACUCAAAAAGUGGCGAAGAUAGUCGACGUCCACCAAGUAGUGGCAACAUCGAUUGGAUGACCUGGGAUGUUACUGACACUCGGCUGGAUCGCACGAAGAACUCUUUGACAUACAAUGGCCGGAAUAAGGGCAAAGCCGAUGAUGACCUGGACGAAAGAAAAGUGGGGCUGGUCGCGGACAGCUUUGAAGCCGAUGACUUUGUGAUUGGAGUCCAGGACUGGAGAGACCCUGAUCUGAUGCCUGCACGAAGCAGCAUUCUUCCUACACAAAGCACCACUACGACCGGGAAAGAUGCCUCCAAGACCUUUGCUCCCGAGUCAGACGCGAUUUCUUCUAAUAUUCUACGCGGCGGUAGCAUCACUCCUGGAAGUGGAGAAUAUCAAAGCAUUGAUAAAGCUACGGGCAAAUCCCGCGAUUCAUCGACCAAAGAGUCCGAGAAAGACCCCCACGCAAAUACAGAACAAUCCAAAUCGUCACAAAAGAGCUGGUUCUCUAGUCACUUUGGUUGGGGUGAUGAUGAAACGCAGUCGAAUACUCAGCCGACCUCUUCUCCUGUGGCACCGAAUGUUGCCUCAAACCAAAAGUUUCAGAAUGUGGCUACACCAAGCCGCCCGGCUACUUUGUUCUCUGAGCAUGAAGGUCUUUGGGUCACCUUGACACCAACCAGCAUGUCGACAAGCCCAUUUUUCGAUACACUUCUGGUACUGGUGAUCAGUCCACUGUUGACACUGACCGUAGUGUAUGCACUAUUACUACUUCGAUCCCGUAUGCGGCGGCGUCGUUGGCGCGCACCAAAGUCUGUUGUUGAGCGUCUUCCUGUUAGAACAUACCACACGAUCUCAAAUAGCUCUUCGUCUUCAAGCUCUCCUCGCCCUUGCAGUCCUGGUGCUGCUACGCCAACUUCUCCCCUACUCAACAAUGAACGCCGAUCAAGCACAUCUCGACCCACGCGCCAACGUUCUCAAACCAUCGCUGGGGCCACCGUCAAUUCUGGUGGUUCAAGGGAAGAGAAAUCGUCCAGCCUGCAGUCGGGCUCUAUUCUUUGGCGCCGCAAGUAUACUGGAAGGCAAGUAGAAUGCGUUGUGUGCCUCGAGGAGUAUAUCGAUGGACAAAGCCGAGUGAUGAGCCUGCCUUGUGGGCACGAAUUCCACGUGGAGUGCAUUACUCCUUGGCUUACUACUCGCCGCCGAACUUGUCCUAUCUGCAAGGGUGAUGUUGUCCGCUCAAUGUCCCUCUCACAGGGUGAUGAAUUCGGCCCCCAUCAAACCGAACAAGGCGGUGCUAUUGGCGCCCGGGAAAUAGACGCUGCGGAAGAUGCAUCAUCUGCACCCCUCCUCAUCGCAGGGCUUAAUGAUGACGCAUCUGAUGUCGAGAAUAACCCUGGUCCACUCGAUGGACGCUCGACUUCUGCACCUUCGUCGAGCUGGAGACACUUAGCUUCGCUGAGUCUUUCUGCUCUUAGCGGUGAUACCAUCUGGCAUCAAGCUCGUGCUGAUCGUAAUCGCUAA
Messenger RNA from Penicillium malachiteum, 2652 nucleotides. Its product is annotated as PA and RING finger domain protein. The record is from RefSeq and is a predicted model, not a curated record. Bases 1 to 2652 code for a protein of 883 amino acids. The transcript is spliced from 2 exons. Lineage: Eukaryota; Fungi; Ascomycota; Eurotiomycetes; Eurotiales; Aspergillaceae.